This is a messenger RNA of Chaetomium fimeti, 1642 nucleotides long. RefSeq lists its product as uncharacterized. The record is from RefSeq and is a predicted model, not a curated record. The transcript has 2 exons. Gene Ontology annotation, cellular component: intracellular anatomical structure. The coding region runs from base 434 to 1468 and encodes 344 amino acids. Gene Ontology annotation, molecular function: oxidoreductase activity, acting on NAD(P)H, oxygen as acceptor. Lineage: Eukaryota; Fungi; Ascomycota; Sordariomycetes; Sordariales; Chaetomiaceae.
GAGUAAAAGAAAGGAAAGGAGAUAUCUGGGUAUCACAAAAGCUCCAAGAGUGAUAAAAAAUCAAUUUUUAUAUUUUCUAGAGACGAUUCUCGAGCCACAACACGGUCCCGCGUUUUAGAAGACCGGAGUAGACUCGGGGUCGAAUACCCCUUUCUCCCCGCCGAGACGGCUGGCCGUCGAGAUCACAAUUGGCCCCGCGAUUCCUUGGAUGACGUGAGGAUCAUCCCCCACUGAGCGUCAACGACGACGCAUUCGGAGCACUUCCUCCUCUGACACCAGUCGUAUACAGGUUUCUGGAAGAACACCAUCAGUGAAACUGGUUGUAUAAAGCCGGCACUCGAACCCGAGCCAGUUUGUUCCCCCGGACAUUGUCACAUUGUUCUCUUUCGACCGACCUCUGCUGUUCCCCGCAGCCCGUGUUAAUUUAUAUCAAAUGAACACCGCGGCCAGAGCCCUGCGUCUCGCAACGCGACAGCGCUUGGGCACUCGCAUCCCUCAAACAACCACCAACUUAAACCCCCUCGCUAGAUUCGCAGCCACGAGAACCAUGCACACCCCGCGCAAAGAACAACAAGUGUGGCCCACGGACACCACAAGCCCGGAGCCACGUUCACACCCAAACGUAGGCAACAAACCCGCGAUAGACGAAAACGUUGGCAAGAAGGGGUUCGCCGACUUUAACGUAGCAGGCAAAGUGUUUGUCGUGACCGGUGGUGCUCAGGGGCUGGGUCUAACCAUGGCCGAGGCGCUGGUCGAGGCAGGCGGCAAAGUCUACGCCCUCGACCGCGCGCCCGAGCCCGACGAGCAAUGGGCGGAGGCCAUCGCGCGGGUGGUCCCCUCCCAGGGCGGCUCGCUGCACUACCGGCAACAAAACGUCGCCGACACGACCCGCCUGGACGAGCUGAUCGGCGCGAUCGCGGCCGAGAACGGGCGGUUGGACGGCGCGGUGGCGGCGGCGGGCGUGCAGCAGGUGACCGAGGCGCUCGACUACACGCCCGACGACGUCGCGCGCAUGCUGGACGUCAACUACACGGGCGUGUUCAUGACGGCGCAGUCCGCCGCGCGGCAGAUGUUUCGGUACAAGACGCGGGGGAGUAUUUGUUUGGUGGCGAGCAUGUCGGGCAUGGUGGCGAAUAAGGGGCUGUUGAGCCCCGUGUAUAACUCGAGUAAGGCGGCGGUUAUUCAGUUGGCGCGGAAUUUGGCGAUGGAGUGGAGUCCGGUGAGGGAGGAUGGGGCCGGGGGGAUUCGGGUGAAUUGUAUUAGUCCGGGGCAUAUCUUGACGCCGAUGGUGUUGAAGAACUUUGAGGAGGUGCCUGGGCUGAGGGAGACGUGGGAGGGGGAGAACAUGAUGGGGAGGCUGGCCGAGACGACCGAGUUCAAGGGGGCCGUGUUGUUCUUGUUGAGCGGCGCGAGCAGCUUUAUGACGGGGAGUAAUCUCGUUAUUGAUGGGGGUCACACUGCAUGGUAAUGGCCGUCUGGGCAAGGGCCACAACGUGGCAAAGGGGUUCUUUUGUUUAAUGUAGGGGAUCACGGAGAGCGAGCAUUCAUGUUAGUUUAGGUCUCAGAGCAUCUAAUUCGACUAUUGUUUUAUAUAUAUUUACUGGGAAUGAAUUUUACCCGACCACGGGGGCUAUUAAAACAA